Molecule: messenger RNA, 1805 nt
Organism: Brassica oleracea var. oleracea
Lineage: Eukaryota; Viridiplantae; Streptophyta; Magnoliopsida; Brassicales; Brassicaceae
Product: importin subunit alpha-1-like
Exons: 6
Coding region: 56-1657 (533 amino acids)
Biological process (GO): NLS-bearing protein import into nucleus
Cellular component (GO): cytoplasm; nucleus
Molecular function (GO): nuclear import signal receptor activity; protein binding
Source: RefSeq, a predicted model, not a curated record
UUUCAGUGAGUGAUUCACUUUCUUUCGAGAGAUCGAAGAAGAGAGAACGAACAAUAUGUCGCUGAGACCCAACGAGAAGACCCAUGUCCGUCGAAACAGUCACAAGGUGGCUGUGGAUACAGAGCAAAGCCGAAGAAGAAGAGAGUCCAAUCUAGUCGAAAUCCGCAAAAGCAGACGCGAAGAAAUCUUGAAGAAGAAGCGACUCCAUGUUACGCAAGAAGCUCCUCACGAUUCCACUCUUCCUUCCCCCGCCGCCUCCGUUGAUAAAAUGUUGAGGAACCUCAUUGGUCUUGUCGCUGGAGUUUCGUCGGAUGACCCAUUAUCGCAGCUCGAGUCCCUUAACCAGUUCAGGCUGAUUCUAUCGACCAGCAAGAAUCCUCCUAUUGGCAUGGUGAUAGAAUCUGGUGUUGUGCGUCGUUUCGUUGAGUUUCUUAACAAGGACGAUUCACCUUGGCUUCAGCUUGAGGCGGCUUGGAUUCUAACGAACAUUGCUUCUGGGACACGUAAGCACACCCAAGUGGUUAUUGAUCACGGUGCUGUUCCAAUAUUUAUCAAGCUUCUUGCUUCCCCUGAUGAAGAUGUCCGUGAACAGGCUGUAUGGGCGUUGGGUAACGUUGCUGGUGACUCACCACAAUGCCGUGACUACGUUCUUGAGUGUGGUGCAAUGAUGCAACUCUUGGCUCAGCUGAAUAAGCACUCUACGUUGUCAAUGAUUACAAACGCCACCUGGGCUUUGUCUAACUUUUGCCGUGGCAAGCCUAAGCCAGCGUUUGAACUAGUCUCACCUGCUCUCCCUGUAUUAGAACGACUUGUUCAUUCGGAUGAUGAAGAAGUCUUGGCAGAUGCUUGCUGGUCGCUUUCGUUUAUGUCUGAUGGUGGAGAAGAAGAGAUUCAAAGUGUGAUUGAAGCUGGUGUUGUCCCAAGAGUAGUUGAACUUCUCCGACAUCCUUGUCCAAGUGUGGUUUCUCCUGCACUUCGUACCAUUGGGAAUAUAGUUUCUGGAAAUACUCAACAGACUCAGUGUGUGAUCAAUUGUGGAGCGUUACCCAUUCUUGUCAAGCUUCUUACUCAAAACUAUAAGAAGAGCAUAAAGAGGGAUGUCUGCUGGACAAUUGCAAACAUCACUGCAGGCAUUAAAGAACACAUUCAGUUAGUUAUUGAUGCAACUAUGAUUCCAAGCUUGGUACAUCUUGCUCAAUACGCUGAGUUUGACAUAAAGAAAGAAGCUCUAUGUGCAAUAUCAAACGCUACCAGAGGCGGUUCUCAUGAACAAAUCAAGUACUUGGUGGAGCAGAGGUGCAUAAAGCCUCUAUGUGAUAUCUUGGUGUGUCAAGAUCCAAGUGUCAUCUCGGUGUGUCUGGACGGGUUAGAAAACAUUUUGAAGGUUGGAGAGGUGGAGAAGAGUAGAGGACAUUUGAACUAUUCUCAACUGGUUGAAGAUGGGGAAGGGCUAGAAAAGAUUGAGAAGCUGCAGAGUAAUGACAACAAUGAGAUCUACGAGAAGGCUGUGAAGAUUCUUGAGACGUGUUGGGUUGAACAGGAUGAUGAUGAGGAGACACAACAAGAACAAGAUGCAGGUGAUGAUGGUUCUCAUCUAAGCAUCGAAUUUGGAAGGAAACGAGUUCAAGUACCUCCUGGAGGAUUCAACUUCGGUUGAAGGUAAUUUAAAACCUACAAACUGUAAAGAUUCUUCUAUAGGAUAAUAUUAGAGUCAUCAUUGUUUUCUCACGGCUUACUUGGUCGCUAAUUGUAAGUACAUUGUCAAUAAAAAAAAGGUGUUGAGGUUUAGAGACUACUUUGUUUUG